Messenger RNA from Paramuricea clavata, 1107 nucleotides. The record is from the annotation of a GenBank genome assembly. Lineage: Eukaryota; Metazoa; Cnidaria; Anthozoa; Malacalcyonacea; Plexauridae.
AUGGCUUCCCCAUGUGCAGAAGAUAACGAGUCUGCAAAUACGAUAAGAGCGACAAAAGGAAGUAAAACUAUUUUCCAAGACUACCUAAACGAAAAAGAGUUAAAAUUUCCUGAAAAAAGUGAAGAACUUGCAGUUAUUCUCCCGAAAUUUUACUCCGAAGUGAGAAAGAAAGAUGGCUCGAAGUACACGAAGAAUUCAUUGUGUGCGUUGAGAUUUGGUUUGAACAGACAUUUUAAAGCACUUCUUCACAUUGAUAUCAUCAAGGAUAAAGCAUUUGAUAGAGCUAACAAAGCAUACGAAGCUGAGUGUGUAAACUUGAAGAGUAUUGGACUUGACAAACCAGGACAUAAACCUCCAAUUUCUGACGCAGACAUCAAGAGACUCUACGAAUGUGGACUUUUUGACACAGAUUCUCCAAAUACACUUCAAAAUAAGGUUUUCUUUGAAAUUAUGUUAUAUUUUUGUCGUCGAGGUAGACAGAACCUUCGCCAGUUAAAAAAAGACGACUUUGUUAUAAAAAUAAAUCCACAAGGGCAGAAAUAUGUCGUCAAAACUGGUGAUACCACAAAAUUGGAUGACGGGGAGGAAGGAGGAAUGAUGAUUGCAGGUGGUGGUCCGUUGUGCCCUGUAUACUCUUUUGAAAAAUAUUUGAGUCAUUUAAAUCCUGUGAACAAGUUCCUGUUUCAAAGACCACGGGAAAAUUGUCCUUCUGACGGUAUUGUUUGGUACGACAACAAUGUUGUUGGGGAAAACACACUCGGCAAGAAGAUGAGAGUUCUCUCGGUACAAGCAAAUCUUUCUGUUGAAUAUACAAACCACUCAAUCCGAGCAACCACUAUCACUAUCCUCAAUCGAUACGGUUAUCUUGCAAAACAUAUUAUGUCUGUGAGUGGCCACAAGAAUGAAAGCAGUAUAACAAAAUAUUGCAACAGAACUGGUCAAAAAACAAAGACUAAAAUGGCUGAUUGUUUAAUGAACAUUAUUGAACAUACAAAAAAAUGUCCAGAACCUGUUGAUAAUAAAAGUGCUGCCAACACAUUUCCAAGUCAGGUAGAAUUUUCAACAAAUUUAAAUCCUCGUAUCCUGCUAGCAGUGGUUUCUAGCUGA